UUCAUUUCAGCCUGCAGGAUAUAUUACUAUCAAAGAAGGGAUACCAUGCAUAUUUAGAAAUAAAAGGUGUCGUGAAUUGGAGACACCUACCUGGGGAUUUGUUGGAGCAGAUCAGAUGCUCAUCCUCCAUCUUGGUGGUGCUGAACUCGCUCUGUGCACACUAUUGACCGCCAUGGCCCAGGUGGCCAUUCAGGAGGAUGGAGAGAAAACCACAGCGCUCAAAGAUUUGCUGUCAAGAAUUGACUUAGAUGAACUCAUGAAGAAAGAUGAACCCCCUUUCACUUUCCCCAAAACACUGGAAGAGUUUGAAUACGCCUUCAAUGAGAACGGACAGCUUCGGCACAUAAAGACACGAGAACCUUUUAUCUUCAACGUAAGAGAAGAUCUCCACCGCUGGAACCAGAAACGUUAUGAAGCUCUCGGCGAGGUCAUUACACAGCAUGUUUAUGAGCUGCUGGAGACAAAGUGCAACAUGACUAAAGCAAUUUUACCACUCGACGCAACUAUGGAUGAGCCUUCUUCUUUCAUCUACCUGAGCCCCAACGCCUUGUCCAACCCUUCCAAGCUGCUGGUGCUGAUCCAGGGCAGCGGUGUGGUGCGGGCCGGUCAGUGGGCUCGAAGACUUAUCAUCAACCAGGACCUGGACUCAGGAACUCAGAUCCCCUUCAUCACCAGAGCCAUGGAGGAGGGCUACAGUGUGAUGGUACUCAACCCCAACGAGAACUUCCUGGAGGUGGAGAAACCACCCAAGUCCUCUCCGACCGAGCCGUCGGAGGAACCCGUUGAAAAGAAGGAACGUAGAGAUGACAGAGAGGGCAAGAAGAGGAAAGAAUUUUACGAGAAGUACCGCAACCCACAGAAGGAGACGGAGACGGAGCAGAUCCCUAUACGGGAAAACAGUUCCUCUGAGGAACACGUGUUGUACGUGUGGGAUCACUUUGUGUCCAAAGCUGCAGCCAAGAAUGUCUUCAUCGUGGCCCACAGCUAUGGAGGGUUGUCCUUUGUCGAACUGAUGAAUCACAGGGAAAAUGAAGUGAGGAACAAAGUGUGUGCGGUGGCUCUGACGGACUCGGCUCACAACCUCUGGCUGCAGGAGACAAGUAAAAGUACACAAGACUGGAUGCAGGAGCACUGUUGUAACUGGGUAUCAAGUCCAGAGCCCCUGGACACUCCUUUGGACUCCAUGCUGCCAGACUGCCCACGCGUCUCUGCAGGCACUGAAAGACAUGAGUUGACCUCCUGGAUGAGUUUCGACUCCAUCUUCAGGUUCUUCGGCGAGGUCCUGAAGGUGAAAGAGGACGAGGAGGAGAUGUCCACCAACAUCGUCAGCACACGCAGCAGCGCCCUCAAAAGCAAACAUCAGGAUUUGUAAACCACCCCCCCACCCCCCUUUAGGAGUCUUGGGUCAGCAUGUAAACGCCACAAUCACGUCAAGAUGGCUGCAAAAUGUGCGGACGUGAUUGUGCUGUGCUACCAACAGGGUGCCGAGCACAGUGCCUUGUGGUACACCUUUUCUGACUGUUAGCAUGGAAUUUUUAUUUUCACGUCCCAUACCUGUAUAUGCAUGACCAUACUUUUUUUUUAAAGAUCUCUUUCAACUUUAAAACUCAUUUACCGAGACACAUUUCGAACACCUAUGCAUUCCUCUCCUCUCCAUAUCUCGGACGAAUCAAACAAUGCGCUCGGAAUCUUUCCGGCGAGCGUAUUUGAAAUCACUUAAAAAUGGAGCAUCAAAUGGAUUUUAGUGAUAUUUUGUUAAAACAGGAGCCACAAGGCAGCUCAAUGGAUGACGCGCGUCAGGAAAUGCAAGAUCCGGAUAUUAUUCUAAGCCUGAAUGAUGUCGGAGAAAAGUACAUUUGUUCUUAGAUGUGACAACGCCGCGCUCAGCCACACGUAAUCUGACUGUGUGACACAAACACGAUAUAUAUAUAUAUUUUUUAAGUAUUUUAAACCAGUCAAGGCUUAACAGAAGACAUUUCACAAGUGUCUCGACGUUAGCCAUGGCUAAAUCUUACCAUACCUCCUUUUUAAAUGUGGACUUCCCUUAUUCUGAUCGUCGCUAUUGUUUAACUUUAACUGUGAAAUCCUCUUUCUCCCUCCAGUGUGUGUGUGUGUGUGUGUGUGUGUGUGUGUUCAUGCUUUUGAGGAUUAUCUCCAUGCUGUAAUGAGACAAGUGUGGCUGAUGGUUGCAAGGCCUAAUUUCCUUUUAAUUUGAUUCCCAUCUCUCCUGCUUUCAGUAAAAUAAAAUAAAAAGAUAAAUAAAUAAAAAACGAGUCUUGCAUAUUAUUUGAUUUGAUAUGAAUUUGCUUUCCAGAUACCGUUGCUCAUCUUUGUGGCUUUUCACGCAAAAUGUGCUCAUUUUUCCACCCUUUUAUCAUUUGUACAUUGUUGCCUUGAGGGAACAAACAAGGUUUUUUUGUUCUUUUGUUUUUUUUUUUAAAUAAACCAAUGAUGAAAAAAAGCAAAGCCUGAUGAUAAAUAAAAUGAUUUUUUUCAGCCAAUUUUCACAUGAACAUGUUUGUGUGUGCAGUGGGGGAAAAAAAAUACCUGCUUACACUUUCAUCAUUUAUGUAUUUUAUGAAACUUGGAAUAAAAGCUACUGUAAACUAUUUUUUUUAAAUGUAUCAUUGUUGUGUACUUUAUGACGAAGUUGAAGAAUAUAAACCAAUCAAAUGCAAAUAAACUGUUUUAUACAUCACGUUUUCUGUAGAUUGUAUAUUUAUAAAACUGAAGUUGUUAUGUUUGCAGCACAAGUCAAAUGUUUUUCUUUUGAACAUUUCUAACCAUUU
Molecule: messenger RNA, 2789 nt
Organism: Nerophis lumbriciformis (worm pipefish)
Lineage: Eukaryota; Metazoa; Chordata; Actinopteri; Syngnathiformes; Syngnathidae
Gene: arb2a
Product: ARB2 cotranscriptional regulator A
Biological process (GO): regulatory ncRNA-mediated heterochromatin formation
Cellular component (GO): nucleus
Molecular function (GO): siRNA binding
Source: RefSeq, a predicted model, not a curated record